Candidozyma duobushaemuli is the source of this 2499-nucleotide messenger RNA. RefSeq names its product beta-glucosidase. The record is from RefSeq and is a predicted model, not a curated record. Gene Ontology annotation, biological process: glucan catabolic process. Gene Ontology annotation, molecular function: beta-glucosidase activity. The coding region runs from base 1 to 2499 and encodes 832 amino acids. The transcript has a single exon. Lineage: Eukaryota; Fungi; Ascomycota; Pichiomycetes; Serinales; Metschnikowiaceae.
AUGGAAUUCAGAAAAAUUGAUAUCGAAUCGGUGCUUGACCAAUUGACUUUGCACGAAAAAAUUAAUCUCGUCAGUGGACGUGACUCGUGGCACACUUAUGCUGUACAUCGCCUUGGAAUACCAUCGUUGAGGAUCUCAGAUGGACCCAAUGGAGUAAGAGGAACCAAAUUCUUCAACUCUGUCGCCACAGCUUGUAUUCCCACGGGAACAUCGCUCGGUUGUUGCUGGAACUCUGAUUUGAUGUACGACUUGGGCAAAAUGAUGGGCGAACAGUGCCGUGCUAAGGGUGCCCAUGUUCUUAUGGGGCCCAAUAUCAACAUUGUUCGAAACCCUUUGUGCGGUCGAAGCUUUGAGACUCUUGGUGAGGAUCCCAUUUUGUCCGGAUUGCUAGCUCUGGCUUACUGCCAAGGAGUCCAUGAUACCAACAUCAUGAUAUGUCCAAAACACAUGGUGUGUAACGACAAAGAGGACUACCGGAUGACAAUGAACGUGCUGAUUUCCGAAAGAGCUCUCCGGGAGAUCUACUUGAUGCCUUUCAUGCUUGUGCAAAAGUACGCCAAUCCUGAGAUGUACAUGACAGCCUAUAAUCGCUUAAAUGGAGCUCACUGCAGUGAGAACGCCCACCUCAUGAAGGACAUUGUCAGGAAAGAGUGGGGGUUCGAGGGCUGUUUUGUAUCAGACUGGUACGGAACUGUCUCGUGUGCUGACAGUAUCAAUGCUGGCUUGGAUCUUGAGAUGCCGGGGCCUUCUAUUUGGAGAGGUAAGCUUUUGGAAAUGUCCAUUUUUCACGAUACGGUGACGCAAAAGUCCUUGGAUGAUGCCGUCAGAGGGGUUUUGUACUUGGUUAACAAAGCUGCUGAAUCGGGAAUUCCUGAAGACGCUUUUGAAGGCCUCAAGGACGACGAUGCGACCACCAGAAUAGUUCUCCAGGCUGCUAGAGAAUCCAUAGUUUUGAUGAAAAACUCAAACGAUAUUCUUCCUUUGAAAAAGAACAAGAAGGUGUUGGUGAUUGGUGAAGCCGCUAAGAAGGCCAACUUUGCUUCAGGUGGAUGCACUAAUGUAAAGCCUUACCGCCAAAUCUCGUUGUAUGAUUCUUUGGUGGAACGCUUUGGAGACUCCAAUGUGACCUGGUGCUUAGGUGCCUCUAACAGAAAGCUGCUUCCAUCGUUUUCGCUUUUCGCCAAAAGCAAGGACGUUUCGCCAAUCCAGUAUUGUGUUUAUGAUGACCCAAGGUCUGUUCCCGACCGUAAGCCCAUUACCGAGGAGAAGGUGGGUGAAAUUGAUGCAAUGCUUGGUGACUUCGAUCCAGCCAAACUCAGGGACAUUGAUCAGUUGUACGCUAGUUUCCUGGUGGUGAUUACCGUUCCCGAGUCUGGCUUAUACAAAGUCAAUUUGAAGGUUUCUGGUCUUGCCAGGGUCUACAUUGACGGAAAGUUGAAGAUGGUGAAUGAUCUUGAGCACAAAACCAGUGGAGCUUUCGGCUUGGAUGCACCAGAGAUCUUGGAAGAGAUCCAUCUUGAAGCCGACAGAGAGUAUCUCUUCGAAGUGGACUUUAAAAGCACAAUUGGCAAAUCUUCCUUCAUUACCGGUUACGGUUGUGUCACUUGUGGUAUUGAAAAGGCCAUUUCUCCAGAGGAAAGCAUUAAAGAGGCAGCAACGUUGGCGAAGCAGUUUGACCAAGUCGUUGUUAUCACCGGACUCAACAAGGACUAUGAAUGUGAGGGUUUUGACCGUAAGAAUAUGGAUCUUCCCCCAUACCAAGAUAAACUCAUUGAGUCAGUCUUGGCCAGCAAUCCUGAUACAGUUGUGGUAAUCGAAAGUGGUACACCCGUGACACUUCCUUGGCUGGACAAAUGCAGCACUCUCUUACACUCUGGGUAUAUUGGAGAGCAGCUUGGAAACGCUCUUGCAGAUGUGCUUUACGGAGAUUACAAUCCCAGUGCCAGGCUCUCUUAUACAUGGCCUAAAAGAUACGAGGACUCUUCCUCUGCAACAAGCUUUACGGUUGACAAGAGAUAUUCUUUGACAUACCUUGAUGACAUUUACAUGGGCUACCGCCACAUGGAUUAUUGCAAGAUUGAGCCACUUUUUGCGUUUGGCCAUGGACUCUCCUACACCACUUUCAAGUUCAGUGACCUCAAACUUGAAGUAAACGAUACGACCGUUUCUGUCUGUUUGAAUGUUACAAACACCGGCUCAACCAAUGGCUCCACAAUCGUUCAAAUCUAUGUUGGUCAAAAUGGCUGUUCAGUGCCUUGCCCCAUCAAAAGCAUGAAGGGUUUCAAAAAGGUUGACUGCAGAGCCGGUGAGGUUGUCACUGUGAAGGUUGACAUCAACAAGAGGAUUUCGUGCUCUUACUAUGACACCAGUCUUUCUCAAUGGACUUUGGAGAAGGGCACUUACGAAGUAAUGGUGGGUUCAUCAAGUGACCUGAUUGAGCUUAAGAGCAGCUUUGACAUUGAAAAAACCACUCAUUGGCUUUCUCUCAAGGAAGCAUGA